AUGGGAAGGGAACCGGAUGGACAUGUGCGCGAGCUCGGAUCAGGCGAGGUCUUGCAGGCGGUGCCAUCAUGCAGAGGAGCAUUCGUCCCCCCAGGUUUUUGCUCUCGAGUACCUUGGGUAACACUACUGCCCAGCAACAGAAUUUUCCAAAAAAUAAACAAGCCAAAAUUUCCCAAACCGGAUCACGAAUAA
Messenger RNA from Chondrus crispus (carragheen), 192 nucleotides. RefSeq lists its product as hypothetical. The transcript has a single exon. The coding region runs from base 1 to 192 and encodes 63 amino acids. The record is from RefSeq and is a predicted model, not a curated record. NCBI's taxonomy places the organism in Eukaryota, Rhodophyta, Florideophyceae, Gigartinales, Gigartinaceae.